Messenger RNA from Chrysochloris asiatica (Cape golden mole), 2039 nucleotides. It is a transcript of the gene GALNT7, whose product is annotated as UDP-N-acetyl-alpha-D-galactosamine:polypeptide N-acetylgalactosaminyltransferase 7 (GalNAc-T7). The record is from RefSeq and is a predicted model, not a curated record. The transcript is spliced from 12 exons. Bases 56 to 2029 code for a protein of 657 amino acids. Gene Ontology annotation, cellular component: Golgi apparatus. Lineage: Eukaryota; Metazoa; Chordata; Mammalia; Afrosoricida; Chrysochloridae.
AGAGAGCUGUGGCGGCGGCUGCGCCGGGGUGUGUGUCUCUCGUCGCCGGAGGAAGAUGAGGCUGAAGAUUGGGUUCAUCUUACGCAGUUUACUGGUGCUGGCAAGCUUCCUGGGGCUAGUGGUCCUGUGGUCUUCCCUCUCCCCGCGGCCGGACGACCCGAGCCCGCUGAGCAAGAUGAGGGAAGACAGAGAUGUCAAUAAUCCCAUGCCUAACCGAGGAGGCAAUGGAUUAGCUCCUGGGGAUGACAGAUUCAAACCUGUGGUACCAUGGCCUCAUGUUGAAGGAGUAGAAGUGGAUUUAGAGUCUAUUAGAAGAAAAAACAAGGCCAAAAAUGAACAUGAACACCAUGCUGGCGGAGAUUCCCAGAAAGACAUAAUCCAGAGGCAGUAUCUCACAUUUAAGCCUCAGACAUUCACCUACCAUGAUCCUGUGCUACGCCCAGGGAUCCUCGGUAACUUUGAACCCAAAGAACCUGAACCUCAUGGAAUGGUUGAUGGCCCUGGAGAGAAAGCCAAGCCAUUGGUUUUGGGACCAGAAUUCAAACCUGCUGUUCAAGCCAGCAUUAAAGAAUUUGGAUUUAACAUGGUGGCAAGUGACAUGAUCUCACUGGACCGCAGCGUCAAUGAAUUACGUCAAGAAGAAUGCAAAUAUUGGCAUUAUGAUGAAAACCUGCUGACUUCCAGUGUUGUCAUUGUCUUCCAUAAUGAAGGAUGGUCAACCCUCAUGAGAACAGUCCACAGUGUAAUUAAAAGGACUCCAAGGAAAUAUUUAGCAGAAAUUGUGUUAAUUGAUGAUUUCAGUAAUAAAGAACACUUAAAAGAAAAACUAGAUGACUACAUUAAGUUGUGGAAUGGCCUAGUGAAAGUCUUUCGAAAUGAGAGGAGAGAAGGUUUAAUUCAAGCACGAAGCAUUGGUGCUCAGAAAGCUAAACUUGGACAGGUUUUGAUAUACCUUGAUGCCCACUGUGAGGUGGCAGUUAACUGGUAUGCACCACUUGUAGCUCCCAUAUCUAAGGACAGAACCAUUUGCACUGUGCCGAUUAUAGAUGUCAUAAAUGGCAACACAUAUGAAAUUGUACCCCAAGGGGGUGGUGAUGAAGAUGGGUAUGCCCGAGGAGCAUGGGAUUGGAGUAUGCUCUGGAAACGGGUGCCUCUGAACGAGCGAGAGAAGAGAAUGAGAAUGACCAAAACUGAACCAUAUCGGUCCCCAGCUAUGGCUGGUGGAUUAUUUGCCAUUGAACGAGACUUCUUCUUUGAAUUGGGUCUCUAUGAUCCAGGUCUCCAGAUUUGGGGUGGCGAAAACUUUGAAAUCUCAUAUAAGAUAUGGCAGUGUGGUGGCAAGUUAUUGUUUGUCCCUUGUUCUCGUGUCGGACACAUCUACCGGCUUGAAGGUUGGCAAGGAAAUCCUCCACCCAUAUAUGUUGGGUCUUCUCCAACCCUAAAGAAUUAUGUUAGAGUUGUAGAGGUUUGGUGGGAUGAAUACAAAGACUACUUCUAUGCUAGUCGUCCAGAAUCAAAGGCAUUACCAUACGGGGAUAUAUCUGAGCUGAAAAAAUUCCGAGAAGAUCACAACUGUAAAAGUUUUAAAUGGUUCAUGGAAGAAAUAGCUUAUGAUAUCACUUCACACUACCCUUUACCACCUAAAAAUGUGGACUGGGGAGAGAUCAGAGGUUUUGAAACUGCUUACUGCAUUGAUAGUAUGGGGAAAACAAACGGAGGCUUUGUUGAACUAGGGCCCUGCCACAGGAUGGGAGGGAAUCAGCUUUUCCGAAUCAACGAAGCUAAUCAACUCAUGCAGUAUGACCAAUGUUUGACAAAGGGUCCUGAUGGAUCAAAAGUUAUGAUUACACACUGUAAUCUAAAUGAAUUUAAGGAAUGGCAGUACUUCAAGAACUUGCACAGAUUUACUCACAUUCCUUCAGGAAAGUGCUUAGAUCGUUCAGAAGUCCUACAUCAAGUGUUCAUCUCCAAAUGCGACACCAGUAAAACGACACAAAAGUGGGAAAUGAAUAACAUCCAUACUGUUUAGAAAGAAAAAA